This is a messenger RNA of Symbiodinium necroappetens, 1063 nucleotides long. Lineage: Eukaryota; Dinophyceae; Suessiales; Symbiodiniaceae. The record is from the annotation of a GenBank genome assembly.
AUGCAGGAGGCCCUCCAGAUGUGCUCCAAGGCAGCCAACGAGACCAGCUCCAUGAAAGCGGCAAGCAUGGCUUGCUGCGCUUGGGGCGAUGUGCUCAUGAGGAGCCGCGAGUGCUGCAACGUGCCCGGACCGCCAUACUGCAUCAGCCACGGCAACUCCAAGUUGGUGGCCCUUGCUGCAGUGCUAGCUGCCGUGGCUGCAACCGUGUUGCCAAAGCUGCAGAUGUGCUGCCGACGGCCCGAUUCCAGGAGUGGGUCCUGCUUGGAGUCCUUCUUCGCUCCCAGCCUCUUCCGCACCCCGCGGACCCGGGCCUCGAUGAUGGUCGCCGACGUCCAGUCCUUGGAGCGAGGUGGCAUCGAGGCCGACGGAGCUCUCAUGGAGCAUCUAAAGCAGUGCUGGAGCGGUGACCGACGUGCCUUGGCGGGCCAGGACGAGAUGUCAGAGUUGCGAAAGGAUUGCGCUUUCUUUUGCACAUCGCUUCGCACGCUGCCUGCGGGCGACUUCUGGCGGGAUCAGGCCGCCACAGCCUUCGCAAAGCUCCAGUCGGCCUUCGGAUUCCAGGAGGACUCGGUGAAAUGUCAGUUCGAGCACUUUCUUUCUCUGUGGCGCUCGCACUGUGCUGUGGUGGCCGACCGCCUGAAGCUGCCUCCGAACGACGGGGUGGGUUGCAGAAGCCUCGAGGAGGAUCUUCUCAAAAGGGGCAUGGAUGAGCUCCACGAGGACCUACUUCGUGGUCUGCGAUGGUGGCGAGCGACGUUCCAGGAUCAAGGUGUCAAGCUGGGGGUCACCCCAGAAGGACCCGAUGAGUCUCCACGAUACCAGGGCUCCAUGAGCAUCUCGACUUCCCUCCAGGUGGAGGUGAAGUGGUGUGUCCCCGAGCCCGCGGAGCGUGCGCAAUUCACUCAGUACCAAGCAGCGAAGCCAACUCUUGCGAAGCUAGAGGAAGUGGCAACGUUCCUUCUUGUCUGGGGCGAAGCAGGCAACCUGCGAUUCAUGCCAGAGAUGCUGUGCUUCAUCACACAACUGGCGCUAGAUGCCGAGCCGGUGCAUUGUGAGGACAUAG